AUGUUAGCUGAGCGGUUGCUGGCCAGCCGCGCGGCCGCGCUGGUCGCUGGGCUUCCAGCUGAGCUAUACUCAGGUGCUCUUCUGGCCGCGUGGCCGCCAUCACCCCCAGCGCCACUGUUACCGCCUCCGGAACUGGAACGCGCACGAAAACGCCGACGCACGCCCAAAUUAGAUGAUACCUCCACAACCGCACCUCCUUCACCACCAUCAUCAGGCUCCUCUCCCGGAGCUACCGACCCCCCUCGUGAUAAACUGUUUACUUGCAAAGUGUGUUCACGUUCAUUUGGCUAUAAACACGUUCUACAAAAUCACGAACGUACGCACACCGGUGAAAAACCUUUCGAGUGCGGGGAAUGCCACAAACGUUUUACUCGUGAUCACCACCUUAAAACCCAUCUUCGCCUCCAUACGGGCGAGAAGCCGUACAGCUGCCCUCAUUGCCCCCGCCAUUUCGUGCAAGUCGCGAAUUUGCGGCGGCAUCUUCGUGUGCACACCGGGGAACGUCCGUACGCAUGCGCGCGUUGUCCAGCUCGCUUCUCAGAUUCAAAUCAACUGAAAGCGCACGCAUUAGUUCAUGAGGGUGAUGCUCCAUUUGCAUGCCGCUGCGGAGCUAGAUUUAGGCGACGACAGGCAGCUGCAUUGCACCGCUGCGCUGGCACUGGCUGUGAACCCGACGCGCCCAGCCCGCCGGUGGCCGCAGGGGCUGACUGGCGUUGGGAUGAAUGGCCUGAACAGACGGAGCCCGAGGAUCUAUCGCUGCCUCGGAGGCCGGCAACGCCGGAUUCUCCCACCGACCUGCGCGUGCACUCCGCGUAG
This is a messenger RNA of Parnassius apollo (apollo), 816 nucleotides long. The record is from the annotation of a GenBank genome assembly. NCBI's taxonomy places the organism in Eukaryota, Metazoa, Arthropoda, Insecta, Lepidoptera, Papilionidae.